Molecule: messenger RNA, 2598 nt
Organism: Vitis riparia (riverbank grape)
Lineage: Eukaryota; Viridiplantae; Streptophyta; Magnoliopsida; Vitales; Vitaceae
Product: DNA polymerase lambda
Exons: 14
Coding region: 81-1712 (543 amino acids)
Biological process (GO): double-strand break repair via nonhomologous end joining
Cellular component (GO): nucleus
Molecular function (GO): DNA binding; DNA-directed DNA polymerase activity
Source: RefSeq, a predicted model, not a curated record
GCCUAGCGGCACAUUCCGAGUCGGUUAUAUGGGCCUUCCCCGUGGCGUGGCAGAAGAGUCGAAGAACGAGCACCCAGAAAAUGGCGCCAAAGGCAAAGAAGAGUCGAGCACCCACUUCCGAUCCAAACGGAAUGUUCGCUGGAAUGGUCGUUUUCUUGGUCGAGUAUGGAGUCCAGACUCGUCGACUAGAGAUUUGGAAGCAGAAACUGGUGCAAAUGGGGGCUACCAUUGCAGACCGUCUAUCAAGAAGGGUGUCUCAUGUUUUUGCUGUGAAUAGGGAUGCCCUUCUCCGACAAGUUGGUCGUGAGCAUUUGGAGCGCUUCCAAGGAAAUGUUCUACAAUACCAGUGGCUAGAGGAUAGUUUGAGAUUAGGACAGAAGAUAUCUGAGGACUCGUACAAUCUAAAAUUUGAUUCAGAAGUACAAGAUGGACCAGGAAACACUUCAGAAAUUUUUCCUCAACCAUCACAGUUAAACAAUUCCCGUGAAGAUGGAGCACCACAAAACAAAAGGAUGAAAUCCUCUCCAGAGAAAAAUAUGAAUGAGGAAAGCAGGGAAAACAAAAGAAAUAGCACUGCACAUGAGACAUCUCAUACUGUCCAAGGUUCUGAUGAAUCAUUCCGCACUCCAAGCCCAGAAAAUUCUGGUUCAAAUACCCUUGGUGAUCCAAAUAAGGCUGUGGGCACAUUGGACUCAUCCUUGCCAUAUAGUCCUCCUGACUUGAACAAGAAUAUCACUGAGAUAUUUGGGAAGCUUAUUAACAUAUACAGAGCGCUGGGUGAUGACAGGAGAUCAUUUAGCUAUCACAAGGCUAUAGGAGUUAUUGAAAAGUUGCCUUUUAAAAUUGAAAGUGCAGACCAGGUCAAGGACCUGCCUACAAUUGGAAAAUCAAUGCAGGAUCAUAUUCAAGAGAUAGUGACUACCGGAAAGUUAUCGAAGUUAGAGCACUUUGAGACAGAUGAAAAGGUACGAACAAUAAAUUUAUUUGGGGAAGUAUGGGGUAUUGGUCCGGCCACUGCACUGAAACUAUAUGAGAAAGGAUACCGUACGCUAGAUGAUCUGAAGAAUGAGGAUUCACUAACAAACGCACAGAAGUUAGGGUUGAAAUAUUUUGAUGAUAUCAAGAAGAGGGUUCCACGCCAUGAGGUCCAAGAGAUGGAACUUCUUUUGCAGAAAGCUGGAGAAGAGGUUUUGCCUGGGGUGUCUAUUGUAUGUGGAGGAUCCUAUAGACGAGGAAAAGCUUCCUGUGGAGAUUUGGAUAUUAUAAUUACACAUCCUGAUGGAAAAAGUCACAGAGGAUUUUUACCAAGAUAUGUAAAGCACUUGAAGGAUAUGAAGUUUUUACGAGAAGAUUUGAUAUUCAGUACUCACAGUGAAGAGGGUACUGAUUCAGGUGUUGACACUUAUUUUGGUCUUUGCACAUAUCCUGCUCGAGAACUGCGACAUCGCAUAGAUUUGAAGGUAUACCCGAGAAACAUCUAUGCAUUUGGACUAAUAGCUUGGACUGGGAAUGAUGUAUUAAAUAGGAGGUUAAGAAUACUCGCAGAAUCCAAAGGAUACCGGCUUGACGAUACAGGGCUGUUUCUGGCUACUCAGGGUUCAGGUGGUAAACGGGGAUCAAGAGCUACUACAAGUUUAAGUUUUAGGACGGAACAAGAAGUGUUCGAGUUCCUGGGAUUCCCUUGGCUUGAACCACAUGAAAGAAAUCUGUGAAAGUGAAUGCCCAAGUGUACAUACCGGACAUAAACUUGCUUCGUUCAGGAGCUGAAGACUUUUUGUCAUGACACACGAGAGAGCUAACCUUAGAGGAGAGACUUGGCAGCUCAAUAUGAAGAGAGAAAAAGUCCCUGGCAGGGGUAGCCUUGCACAUUUCUUGGUGGCAGCAUAGUUUUUGAGAAGUUAUGAAUAUCAUGAAUUUUGUAAAUAAGUUCUGGAUUUUGUGUGUGUUCUCCCCAAUAAUUUCAAACAAAACUUAAUACGGCCUUUGUUGCAGCAUUUCUUGCUUUUGGUUUGGAAACCCAAAUUGUUGCAUAAACUUAGUCUUGCUGAAAAAACCUAACCAUCCUCUCAUCUGCUCUCACAGCAUACUAAGUUGGUGUAAAGGAGCCCUCUUCAAUGUGCUUGCAUGGCCCCUAUAGGCAUCCUUGUGCAGGCACGUCUUGAUACAAUCGGGCGCAAAGGUGGAUCCCAUGCUAGGAUGUAGUUGGGCAAGUAAGUGUUUAAUGAGAGGGUACCUUGCCCGUGUCAACUCAGACCAUUAUUGUGAUUUCACUUCAGUGUUGGUAUAUGCAGUCCCGCUACAAUAGUUGCUAUGGCAGUAAGGGGAUUGUCCUAUCCAUGUAAGCCACAUGAAGAUGCCUUGAUCACCGGCUUGGCCGUCGCUAACCAUGAGAUUCAGCAUAUCCUAGAGAACCUAAGGAGCUCAGCGGGCUUGUUGCAUCACUCGGCCUUCCAACAGAUAUGAUUAUGUUAAGCCAAAGAUGUAAUUAGUUUUUUGUUAAUUAUUAGUUAGUUGGGAUAUUGUAUUUCUUGAUAUAUAACAGCUACUCUGUAUUUUUCACAGAAACAGAGCAGUAACAACAUAAUCCUUUUUCUCCUA